AUGCAACUAUGCAACUACGAAGUAUGCAACUAUGGGUCCCCACUCUCCUCCGAUGCCUCUCCCAUCACCGUUGCCAUUUUCUGGUCUGAAGACCUCCGCCGCUGGAGGAGGCAGUGGUCACCGGCUCUUCUUCCUGCAGCAGAGGAGGACCAGACUGCCAGUCUUGACGAGACCCGACAUCAGACCAAGCAAGCAUUACCCAGCGCUUCCAGUCAGUCAGACUUCAGUCAGACUGGUGGUGGAGAAGCAAUUUGAGUUGUCUGCAACCCCGCAAAGUGAUCUUCAAGGCAAAUGCAAAUGCAUUGCUGUCUGCCACUGCCACUGCCACUGCCACUGCCUAUUGCCGCGGAGCCCAGACGUACUACUGUACCUACCAUACACGCUCUUUGGCGAUGCAGUGGACCUCAGGGAGAGUCAGCAGUAGCAGCGGCGUCAAACCCAAAGUUCGAGGAGGACAGUCAUGGCCAUCACACCGCGGCUGCAGCAGUAGUUCCAGCAUUAGGGGCGUUCGCGCCCUUCCUCUCUCCCUCCCUCGUAGCCCACGCUGUGGUUGCUCUCAAGGAAGUCCCCGGAGCCCCCAAUACUACGAAGGAGACGCUUCCGCUAUUUCUAUUCGAUGUCAGAGGUCCCAGAUGUUUUGUUCCUCCUGCUCUGGCUGCUCUUCUUGCGGUGCUCUGA
This is a messenger RNA of Hymenoscyphus albidus, 678 nucleotides long. NCBI's taxonomy places the organism in Eukaryota, Fungi, Ascomycota, Leotiomycetes, Helotiales, Helotiaceae. The record is from the annotation of a GenBank genome assembly.